Messenger RNA from Anopheles cruzii, 771 nucleotides. RefSeq names its product rRNA methyltransferase 2, mitochondrial (gene Mrm2). Gene Ontology annotation, molecular function: rRNA (uridine-2'-O-ribose)-methyltransferase activity. The transcript has 3 exons. Gene Ontology annotation, cellular component: mitochondrion. Gene Ontology annotation, biological process: RNA methylation. Bases 1 to 771 code for a protein of 256 amino acids. The record is from RefSeq and is a predicted model, not a curated record. Lineage: Eukaryota; Metazoa; Arthropoda; Insecta; Diptera; Culicidae.
AUGCUGAUACGAAAAAUCAGCGGAUUUGGCGGAGGAGCCACGGCGCUCGCGAAAGUGGUCCCCAGUAAUCUGAAAGGAAAAAGCAAAAGCUCACAAGAAUGGCUCACCCGCCAGCUAAGGGAUCCGUUCGUCGAGCGAGCCAAGAUGAUGAAUUACCGCUGUCGCAGCGCAUUCAAGCUCCUUGAAAUUGACCAAAAAUAUGGUCUCAUCAAACCAGGCCGAACGGUGAUCGAUUGCGGUGCGGCUCCCGGUUCUUGGACACAGAUUGCUGUAAAACAGUCGAAUGCCGAUGGAGGGAUGGGCCCCCAAAAGCGUCCAGGGAUGGUGAUCGGUGUAGAUCUGUUGCAGAUUUAUCCGAUCGAACACGCAAUCCUGUUUGGUAAUAGCGAUUUUUUACGCAAAGAAACACAAGACAAAAUACGCUCCGCGUUGGGUGAACGGCGCGUCGACUGUGUCCUGUCCGAUAUGGCCCCAAAUGCCACGGGGAUACGAUCGCUCGAUCAGGAAAACAUCACUACGCUCUGCUACUCCGUGUUGCGCUUUGCGUUACUGAUGUCUUCGCCGAACGCUUCGCUGGUGAUGAAGGUGUGGGACAACGGAGAUGUACCGAAGCUGGAAAAAAGUGUCAGCGAGUACUACGGAUCGGUGAAGCGAGUAAAACCGCGGGCGAGCCGGGACGACUCAUCGGAACACUUCAUCGUGGCACGGCAAUUCCGGGGAAUCGAAGUGGAUGCAAAUCGUCCCCUCGAUAGUUCCGGUUCCAAAAUGUAG